CACGGGAAAAGAGCCGGGGAAGGUGGGAACGUAGAGGAAGUCGUCGUACGUCGUCCGGAUGUGGACGUGGCACAGCGUUGCAGCAGUUCCGCUGAAUGUCCGCUUCUGCAACCAAGAAGGGAUUAGUGAGCAACACCCCGGGACGGCUUCGAGUUCAGUCUGCCACAGGGCUUCUCUGUUUGCCACGAACAACGGAUUGCCUUACUAUUUACACCUCUAGCGAGCUUUAGGGAUGAACUGAAGAUGAAUGUAAACCAGCACACUCCAAUGGCCUCUCCCUACGGCCAGCCCCAGCCUGGCUACUCUCAGCCCGGCUACGCCCCCCUGGACGGAGGAUACCCUGCCCCCUAUGGACCUUACAACGGCCCCGCUUCAGCCUAUCAGCCUGGCGUUCCUCCACAAGGUUAUUCUCCUUUCACAAGCUUUCCCUCUAAGGCUGUGGCAGCCAACCCAGUCUCUGACCUCUCCUCUCCUCUUGACUUAGGUCAGGCUCAGGGUCCUCCCACCUCUGCACCACCUCCUGUCUCAGCCCCUCAACAGUAUAACCAGUACAGCCACAGUCAGGGGGACAUGCAGAAUGGACCCCCACCUAUGACACAAGCACCACCCAGGCCUGCUGCAGCCCAGCCAUACAACCAGGGACAUAUGAACAUGACCGGGCCGCACCCUUCCUAUCCGCAACACUAUGGACCUCCACCCACAAUGCAACAGGUCACCAGUCAGAUGACGGGGAUGCAGAUCACGUCCGGACCGCCAACCCCAGCAGGGCCAGGAUAUGCUCCUCCUCACAGCUCCCAGCCCCCCAUCAGUACCUACUCUGCCCCACCCCAGCCCUCCUACACCCAGGCUCCGCCUCCUGCCUCAUCUGCUCCCACCCAGCCUCCACCCUGCAUUCCUCCGCCUCCCGACUCGUCUCGUCCCCCCACCUCCCAGCAGCAGUUCACAUCUUCUGCUCCACCUCCGCCCUCCCAGCAGACUUUCCCCCCAUCCUCUUUCUCGGGUCUCCCGACUCGGCCCCAAGCUGCGCCGGUAUCUCAGCCGCAGCCGCCCUUCCCUGCUGCUCCGCCCUCUUUGUCAUCAGCACCUCCACCUGGUAGCCAAUCUGGCUUCGCUGGCGGCCCGCCUCCGAUCGCUCAAGGCUCCUUUCCACCUCACCUGACACAGCCUUCCUCUCAGCCAGGGUCUUUUCCUCCGCCUGGGCCUCCCCCCACCGCAGCGGUUUCGGGUCAGUACCCCCCCAUGUCUCAGCCACAGCAGCCCCCUGCAGCCCAGCCGUCUCUGUACCACUCAGGGCCGCCGCCUCCCAGGGCUCAAAUGCCUCCAACAUCUAUGGGACAGAGCAACCACCUGCCUCCAGGACCGCAGGGUCCACCGGGUCAACAGGGGCCUCCGGGGCCCCUGCAGCAGCCCCCUGUUCAGCCUGGCAUGCAGACAGGAUACCCUCCUCAACAAAAUGGUGCGUUUGGCCAGGCCAGAAGCCCCCAGCCUGGAUAUGCAGGUCCGUAUCCUGGACAACCAAACUACGGGGCCCCGGCACCGGCUCCCACCUCUGCUCCUGCUCCACAGAAGAGACUUGAUCCGGAUGCUAUUCCCAGCCCGCAAGCGUCUGACAUGCCGGCUGUGCAGAAAUCAAGACAUAGAAUAGAUCCAGAUGCUAUCCCCAGCCCAAUCCAGGUAAUAGAAGACGAUAAGGCUAAGACCAAUGAGCCAUUCACAACAGGGGUCAGAGGUCAGGCUCCACCUCUAGUCACAACCAACUUUCAGGUCAAAGAUCAAGGAAAUGCCAGUCCCAGGUUUAUCCGCUGUACGGCCUACAACAUGCCUUGUACGUCCGACAUGGCCAAGCAGUCGCAGGUCCCCCUGGCUGCUGUCAUCAAGCCCCUCGCCACGCUGCCCCCCGAUGAGGCCCCUCCAUAUGUGGUGGACCACGGCGAGUCCGGUCCGAUCCGCUGCAACCGAUGCAAGGCCUACAUGUGUCCGUACAUGCAGUUCAUAGAGGGAGGUCGCCGCUUCCAGUGUGGCUUCUGCAGCUGUGUCACAGAGGUGCCUCCACAUUACUUCCAGCAUCUGGAUCACACCGGGAAGAGAGUGGACUGCUACGAUCGUCCGGAGCUGUCGCUGGGCUCCUACGAGUACCUGGCAACUGUUGACUAUUGCAAGAACAACAAGCUUCCGCAGCCUCCAGCCUUCAUCUUCCUCAUCGACGUGUCCUACAACGCAGUGAAGAGCGGGAUGGUCAGCAUAGUCUGUAACGAGCUCAAGAGUCUGCUGGAUCUUCUGCCCAGGCAAAACCCGGAGGUGGAUUCUGUGAUUCGGGUUGGUUUCGUCACCUACAAUAAGGUGUUGCAUUUCUACAACGUGAAGUCGACCCUCGCCCAGCCCCAGAUGCUGGUGGUGUCAGACGUGUCGGACAUGUUUGUGCCGCUGCUCGACGGCUUCCUGGUGAAUGUGAACGAAAGCAGACAAGUCAUCGAGAGUUUGUUGGAUCAGAUCCCAGAGAUGUUUGCUGACACCAGAGAGACGGAGACGGUCUUUGGACCCGUCAUCCAGGCGGGACUGGAAGCAUUAAAGGCGGCUGACUGUGCCGGGAAGCUGUUUGUGUUUCACACCUCUUUGCCCAUCGCAGAAGCUCCUGGAAAACUGAAAAACCGAGAAGAUAAGAAGCUAAUCGGGACUGACAAGGAAAAGACUCUGUUUCAGCCGCAGGUCGGAGUCUACAACAACCUGGCUAAGGAGUGUGUGGCUCAGGGCUGCUGCGUGGAUCUUUUCCUUUUCCCUAAUCAGUACGUGGAUGUGGCAACGUUAGGAGUGGUUCCUGUCUCCACUGGAGGCUCCAUCUACAAAUACACAUAUUUUCAGGCUCAGACAGAUCAAGAGCGAUUCCUGAACGACCUGAGGCGAGACGUUCAGAAACAAGUCGGGUUUGACGCCGUGAUGAGGGUCCGGACGAGCACAGGGAUCCGGGCUACAGAUUUCUUCGGAUCGUUCUACAUGAACAACACCACGGAUGUAGAGCUGGCGGGGCUGGACUGCGACAAGGCCAUCACUGUUGAGUUCAAACACGACGACAAGCUCAGCGAGGAGACGGGAGCGCUCAUGCAGUGUGCCGUUCUGUACACCAGCUGCAGCGGUCAGAGGCGCCUGCGCAUCCACAACAUGGCGGUGAACUGCUGCGCGCAGCUGGCCGAUCUCUACCGCAACUGUGAGACCGACACAAUCAUCAACUACUUCGCCAAAUAUGCUUUCAGGGGUGUUGCAAACAAUACCACCAAGGCUGUGAGGGACACUCUGGUCAACCAGUGCGCUCAGAUUCUGGCCUGCUAUAGAAAGAACUGUGCCAGUCCAUCAUCUGCUGGUCAGCUGUGGGUGGGAGCCAGCCUGUCAGCAGGAGCUGCUGCUCAACAUCUGCACGAGCUUCAGCCAGAUCGAUCCAACAUGAUGAAGAAAGGCGGAGUUUACCUGAUGGAGACGGGGCUCCACCUCUUCCUGUGGGUGGGAGCCAGCGUUCAGCAGGAGCUGCUGCUCAACAUCUUCGGCACGCCGAGCUUCAGCCAGAUCGAUCCGAACAUGAUCAGUCUGCCUGUUCAUCAUGAUACAUGA
Messenger RNA from Gambusia affinis (western mosquitofish), 3600 nucleotides. RefSeq names its product SEC24 homolog C, COPII coat complex component (gene sec24c). The record is from RefSeq and is a predicted model, not a curated record. NCBI's taxonomy places the organism in Eukaryota, Metazoa, Chordata, Actinopteri, Cyprinodontiformes, Poeciliidae. Gene Ontology annotation, molecular function: zinc ion binding; SNARE binding. Gene Ontology annotation, cellular component: endoplasmic reticulum exit site; COPII vesicle coat. Gene Ontology annotation, biological process: COPII-coated vesicle cargo loading; endoplasmic reticulum to Golgi vesicle-mediated transport; intracellular protein transport.